This is a messenger RNA of Glycine soja, 1978 nucleotides long. RefSeq lists its product as uncharacterized. Gene Ontology annotation, molecular function: metal ion binding; phosphatidylinositol binding. The record is from RefSeq and is a predicted model, not a curated record. Lineage: Eukaryota; Viridiplantae; Streptophyta; Magnoliopsida; Fabales; Fabaceae. The transcript is spliced from 5 exons. Bases 260 to 1714 code for a protein of 484 amino acids.
AGUUACGCAAGUACAGUCGUCUCAACGACGUCGUCCAAUUUAUCGGAUAAUCCAAUUCAAUUUCCCAUAAACUUUCUUUGAGGUUCUGUCGCUUCAUUAAACUCUCUUAUCUUCUUCUGCCCCUUUUCCACUUCAAUUAGGUAUAUCGCCGAUUCGAUUCCCAAUUUGCUUAAACUCAAUUAGGCUUUCCUGCGUCAAUCAUUCAAUUAAAGUUUCGGAUUGUUAUAUUUAAGUAGAUGUAGUGUGGUUUGAUUGCUAAAUGGCAUCCUCUGAUGGUAGAGUUACGUAUUCUUCAUUAUCUAAGCUAGAAAAGGAGAAUACCCAUUUUGGCUACGAUGAUAUAAAUCAUCAUGGUGAAUCUGUGUGGUCUGAGCUUAUGCCUGGUACCCCGUGUGGCCAAUUAGUCCCAACGUUGUCUAACAAAGAGACAUUGUAUCAGUUUCCCUCUGAGGAUGAUGACUUGUUUGAUGGAGGUUAUGAAUCAGGUGAUGAUGCUCGUGGUAUUGUACCCUCUAACAGGCCGCCUGAGGUGAACUUGAAGAAUGUGCUUUCUGGGAUCUUUGCUAUUUUGUCUGGACGGACCAAGGCUCCGAGUGUUACUGCAAACCAGCAGCUCCCUAGUUCAAAUGUGUCAUUUUUUGACUCUGGAAAGAAUGGGGAUGUUUUCCUUGACUCUUCGGUGUACACGCCAAGUGCUCCGCCGCUUUGUCUGCCAAAUGGAAUUGAUUAUAGUUCUUACAAAGAGGUCUUGGAAGCUGAACCCCCUGAGUGGCUCCCUGAUAGUUCUACUACUGUUUGUAUGCAAUGUAGUGCUCCUUUUACUGCGAUUACCCGUGGUAGACAUCAUUGCAGGUUUUGUGGGGGGAUUUUCUGUCGAACAUGUACAAAGGGGCGGUGUUUAAUGCCUGUUGGGUUCAGGGAAAGAAAUCCCCAAAGGGUUUGUGAUGCCUGCUAUGAUCGGCUUGAUCCUUUACAGGGCGUUCUGAUCAACACCAUAAGCAAUGCCGUACAGGGGGCUAAGCAUGAUGUCACGGACUGGACUUGUGCUAGAGGAUGGAUUAAUCUUCCUAUUGGUUUAUCUAUGGAGCAUGAGAUUUAUAAAGCAUCUAAUACAUUAAGAAACUACUGUCAGGUGGCCAAAUCCAAUCCUGAGAAGUCCAUUCCUUUAACUGUUCUUAAAAGUGCCAAGGGCCUAGCAAUUUUAACAGUUGCUAAAGCUGGUGCACUAGUCUCUUACAAACUGGGUACUGGCUUGGUUGUUGCUCGAAGAUCAGACGGAUCAUGGUCUGCACCGUCAGCAAUAUUCUCCCUGGGUUUAGGAUGGGGUGCUCAGAUUGGUGGUGAACUUAUGGAUUUUAUAGUUGUUCUUCGUGAUAUGAAAGCUGUGAAGACAUUCUGCAGCCGUAUGCAUUUUUCUCUGGGUGCUGGUUGUAGUGCUGCAGCAGGGCCUGUUGGGAGAGUGCUUGAGGCAGAUAUUCGUGCUGGUGACAGAGGCUCUGGCAUGUGUUACACUUACAGUUGCAGUAAAGGUGCAUUUGUGGGAGUGUCUUUGGAAGGAAAUAUAGUUGCAACCAGGAUGGAUGCCAAUUUGUGCUUUUAUGGUGAUCCUUACCUCACCACAUCUGACAUUCUACUGGGAAUGGUGGACAGACCAAAGGCUGCUCAACCCUUGUAUGGCAGUCUUCAAGAACUAUAUUCCUGUCUACGAUUCUAAGCUGGUCCCUGGUUCCAGUUACAGAAUUGCAUCAUUUUUUCUGUCUUCUGCAAGUGGUGUGAUAAAUAGUGCCUGAUGUAUAUACAGUUCUAGUUCUACAUGGAUUUCUGAAAUGUAUGGAUGAGGGAUCUCCUCAUAAUUCAGUUAUACAUCAUAUGUUUACUACAAAUGAUCCAUAUAUCUAAUACACGAAUUUAUAAUGUGAAUAUGUUAGACUAAUUGUACAUAGACAAUUGGUGAAAUAAGUUCUAUUCGUUUGCUGAA